This is a messenger RNA of Echinostoma caproni, 1824 nucleotides long. The record is from the annotation of a GenBank genome assembly. NCBI's taxonomy places the organism in Eukaryota, Metazoa, Platyhelminthes, Trematoda, Plagiorchiida, Echinostomatidae.
AUGAAGACUAUAUCCCGCAUAGUUGGCUACUACCACGGUAUGUAUGCGGUCACAUUGCACACUGAUCUGGGUGAUCUGAAAUUGGAGGUGUUCUGCAUGCAAGCACCAUUAGCUGCCGAGAAUAAAAUGUUCGACAAUUUGAGCGCCUCGAUUUCCAACUGUAUAACCGUGGCCAAACGCUGUGCUCUUCUGAAUUGUGCUCCCAUGGGUGUUGCACGCCUCCUCACCCUGUUUGAGCGCCAAUGUGGUUCUCCCAAAAAUGUAUAUUAUUGGCCAGAGAAAGAGCGCAAGGGGGUUUUACUAAUCGAAGCCCACUCGACCGAAGCACUACACCAAGGCUUGUGUCGUAUUCCAGGCUUUGUUCGUCUUUCCGUCAACCACCACCAUGGAUCCGAGCCGAUUGAGCUUCCUCCUUUCCGACUCUGUUCCGAUCCAUCCAGAUGGCCUCUACCACCGAACAGAUUUCGUGCCACGGAACGGGAAGUAUUUGAUGGUCUCAAUUUGAGCUUGCAAAGCGGAAUGGCGUCCAGCAAAACACUACAUGCCAAACUGAUGCAUUGCAGUUCGCUUGCGGAACAGGCGACUGUCCUGCAUGAAACGAUGCAACUAACCUAUCCAGAAAUGCUCGCCCGUUUUGUGGUGAGCGACAGUCUACAGGAAAUCUUGUCGUUCCUCCGACCCGGAACGGAAGUCUCCGUCUUCGGAUCAGCUGUCGACGGUUUGGGGUCAUCUUCGUCCGAUUUGGAUUUGGUCAUCAAUAUGAGCACCAAUAUAUCCCCAUCCCUAUCCCAUAUAGUACCGUUAAAUGCCCCGAGAAGAGUCACACGCCUAAAUGCCGAUUUUCCACUUAUACCAGCCCUUCUCGCUCCUAAUUCCAAACUGAGGUCGUCUUUCUUAUUCCUACUACGUCGUCUCCUCNUGCGCCUGGAUCCACUGGGGUUUCACGGGACCAGAAUUUUUCCCGGUCGAAUUCCAAUUCUGCAUGUACCGCGUUUCAAUUUGUUAGGGGUCGGACUUGAUGUGUCUCGCGUGUUCGAAGGUUUGCCCGAAACCGGACGAACGGUGAAUUUUCACGAUGGACGAACCAUGGCUUCACUGAUGCGUAUGCUUGCCUUGUGUGUACCACAAUUCCGCCAGUGUAUCUCAGUCCUCAAGUUUAUCUCACGUCGUGGUGAACUAACACGACAAGGACCGAGUCCGGGUUUCACAAAUUUCAAACUGACUGUGCUUUUCAUUCAUUUUCUACAAGCUCAUGGUUAUGCACCAUCAUUUGAUCGACUAACGGCAUUGCGUGAUAGUCUAUUGACACACUCAUCUCCGGAUCCACUGUUGUUAGAAGGUCUUUGUCCGGUGCCUUCGAUCGAUGUGCUUCUGGAACAAUUUUUAACUUACAUUCCAACUAUCAACCCGUCCCAUUUUCUGAUGAGUUUAAGCGCGGGUCGUCUGAUUUCACGAACUGCAGCCGAGCCCCUACUGGAGUCAUGUUUACGGUUCAACACGGAUUCGGAUAGCGAUGAUCUGGCCUCAUUUGGUGACUCAUUUUCCGAUCAAGACUAUCUGAUUUGUCCGAAUCCCAUCCAUCCCUGUCACAAUAUGUUACGUGGUAUAGACGAAGCCGACUGGGCUCUGCUUGCCUGUACGUGUGAACAAUGGCUUAAAGAUCUACGCACACAUUCCCAAGGUCCUUCCCCAUGGGGUUUGUUAGCACUGAGAAAAUUCCCCUCCACUUCCAAGUCUGAGUCUAAAACUAGUCCCUUAGUGGUAGAUAGUUCCGAAUCGUGUGAUUUACAUUCAUCAAUAUCACACAGAGGAUACCGAUAUUAG